This is a messenger RNA of Leptopilina boulardi, 3355 nucleotides long. Its product is annotated as lysosomal alpha-mannosidase-like. Gene Ontology annotation, cellular component: lysosome. Bases 104 to 3226 code for a protein of 1040 amino acids. The record is from RefSeq and is a predicted model, not a curated record. The transcript has 17 exons. NCBI's taxonomy places the organism in Eukaryota, Metazoa, Arthropoda, Insecta, Hymenoptera, Figitidae. Gene Ontology annotation, biological process: mannose metabolic process. Gene Ontology annotation, molecular function: alpha-mannosidase activity; carbohydrate binding.
UUUGCUCUUUUUUUAUUAUUAUUUGUAUGUUUGGUUGAAUACAGAAUGUAUAAAGAUCUUCGUUAUAGAAGAACAUUUAUAUUCGUCGAAAAGAUUCCCAGUGAUGAUGGGAGGAUUCGUCUUUUGGUUUCUUUCAAUAUUUCUAGUUGUUCACCUUGUAAUUCCAUUGAAGGCUUUUUACGUUACCAACAGUGAACGUGAGGGACCAACGACUUGUGGAUAUCAAUCAUGUCCAAAAGUAGAUCCCAAAAAACUCAAUAUCCAUUUGGUAGCACAUACACACGACGAUGUUGGAUGGUUGAAAACAGUUGAUCAGUAUUAUUAUGGAGGUCGCCCUAAAAUACAAUUGGCAAGUGUUCAAUAUAUCUUAGACUCGGUAAUUGAAGCAUUAAAAGAAAAUCCCGAAAGAAGAUUUAUUUACGUGGAAACAGCAUUUUUCUGGAAAUGGUGGCAACAACAGAAUAACAAUGUGAAACAGAUAGUAAGAAAUUUAAUUAAUGAAGGGAGAUUAGAAUUCAUUGGAGGAGCAUGGAGCAUGAAUGAUGAGGCUGUCACUCAUUAUCAAUCAAUUAUCGAUCAAUUCACAUUGGGCCUUAAACGCCUUAAUGACACAUUUGGAGAAUGUGGACGACCAAAAAUCGGUUGGCAAAUCGAUCCUUUUGGCCAUUCACGUGAACAAGCUUCUAUUUUUGCACAAAUGGGAUAUGAUGGUUUAUUGAUUGGUCGAUUGGAUUAUAAAGACAAAUCACAACGAUUGGAAAAUAAAAUGACGGAAUUUAUUUGGAAAAGUAAUCCAAGUUUAGGAAAUAAGGCUAAUUUAUUUACGUCGGUUCUGUACAAUUUUUACAAAGCACCUUCUGGAUUUUGUUUUGACAUUGUUUGUGACGACGAACCAUUAAUAGACGAUCCUGAUAGUCCUGAUUAUAAUAUGGAUAUGAGAAUGGAAAUAUUUUUAGCAUUUUGUCAAAUUCAGGCUAAAUCUUACAUGACGAAUAAUAUUAUUCUUACCAUGGGAGAGGAUUUUAAUUAUCAAAUUGCACGUGCCUGGUUCGUUAAUUUAGAAAAAAUUAUUAAAUACAUUAAUCUUCGAAACAGUACGGAUUUCAAUAUUUUUUACUCAACACCAUCGUGCUAUAUUAAAGCAGUAAAUGAUUUUAAUAAAACAUGGUCAACAAAAGAUGAUGACUUUUUCCCAUAUGGAAGUGAUUCACAUUCAUAUUGGACAGGAUAUUUCACCUCAAGACCGACUCUCAAAUUUUUUGAAAGGCUCGGAAAUAAUUUCUUACAGGUCGUAAAGCAACUUUCUGUAAUAAAUAGUAUUGUUCCUUUAAAUAAUGAAUUGGACAAAUUUCGCGAAGCAAUGGGAAUUUUACAACAUCAUGAUGCAGUUGCCGGCACUGAACAACAACACGUUGCCAAUGAUUAUGCUCGUAUUUUGCAUCACAGCAUUAAAGGUGGUGAAGAAAUUGCAAUUAGUGCUCUAAGAAAAUGGUUGAAUAAGAAAAAGAAUGACAAUGAAACGUCAACUAAUUUUCACUCUUGUCUUCUAUUAAAUAUCAGUUCUUGUCAAUAUACUGAGGAAAAUGAAAUUUUUGUCAUUACUUUAUAUAAUCCGACGAGUCAACCCCUCACAACUUAUGUGAGAUUACCUGUAACAAACACUUCUUACACAGUCAUUGAUUAUUUAGGCACUAAAAUUGUAAAUCAAGUGAUACCAAUUCCAUUGGAAGUGAUAAAUAUACCGGGUCGUCUGAGUGCAGCCAAAUAUGAAUUAAUAUUUUAUGCUGUUGGCAUACCGCCACUAGGAUUUCAGUCUUUUCACAUCAGCCAAAGUUCAUCAAAUUCGAAUAUUUUCGAUAACGAAAUUUCUAACUCUAUGGGUGGUGAUAUGUAUAAUAUUUCAGUAGACAAAAAAGGACACGUCCAUGUAUUAUCGAAAUUAAAGAAAAAUCUCAAUUUCAUGCAAUCAUUUUCUUUCUAUGAAGCUGAGCAAAAUAAAGAAAUUAAUUUUCUGCGAAGAAACUCUGGUGCCUAUGUUUUUCGGCCAAAAGAAAAUACAACUGCUAAAUCCUUCGAUUUUAUUGGAAGCUUUAAAAUAUUUAAAGGUCCUUUAGUUGAGGAAAUUCAAGUUAAAAUCAAUGAUUGGAUUAGUCAAAUUAUUCGAGUUUACAAUGGACAAAAAAAAAUUGAAUUUAAUUGGCUCAUUGGACCAAUUGAUGUGUCAGAUAAUGUUGGCCGAGAAAUAGUGACGAGGUACACGACGGAUUUAAAAUCCAAAGAAAUAUUUUACACCGAUAGUAAUGGACGGCAAACGAUAAGACGUAAAAGAAAUUUCAGGCCCACUUGGAAUCAAACAUUCGACGAGGCAAUUUCAUCAAAUUACUAUCCAAUUACAACAAAAAUUUCUCUACUACAACAACAAGAACAAUCGGAAAGUGAAUUAAAACUCAGUGUUUUUACUGAUAGAUCUCAAGGAGGCACAAGUCUUCAGGAUGGCGAAUUGGAAUUAAUGUUACAUCGAAGAUUGUUAAGGGAUGAUGGUUUUGGAGUUGAAGAGCCUCUCAAUGAAGAGGCUUUUGGAAAAGGUUUAGUUGUCAGAGGUCAACACGUUAUAUUUUUUGAUGAAAUUAGUGAAAACUCAGCUUUGGAUGAAAAAACUCAAGCUCUACAAUUGUCCCUAAAACCUUGGAUAUUCAUUACUCCUCUUCAAGACGUUUCCUUUGAUCAGUGGAGAGCAAAUUUCAAAAUGCAAGAAAGCAGUCUUAAUACAGUUUUGCCUCAAAAUAUUCGCAUAUUAACAUUAGAACCUUGGAAAGAUAAAAGCGUACUAUUAAGAUUAGAACACAUUUUUGAAGUUGAUGAAUCUUCAAAAUAUUCACAGCCAGUGAAAAUUAACAUUAAGGAUUUAUUCUCAACAUUAAAAGUAACAUCAGUACGAGAAACGAAUCUUUCUGGAAAUCAAUGGCUUGAUGAUGUGAAUAUUAUCAAAUGGAGAACUAAUGAAACUGAAGAAAAUUUCACUCGUGAUGAAAAUUUAUUAUCAAAUAAAACAAAAGUUAAAUAUAAAAUCACUAAUAGUGAUAAUAUUCCCAUUGACGAAAUAUUUGUUCAACAAUUGCAAUUUAGAACAAAACGCAAUGAAAAAAUGAAAAAUAAUGAACAAUUUAUCAUUAAAAUUAAUCCCUUUGAAAUUAAAACAUUUGUCGUGAAAUUUGAUUCUCAAUAAAAAAAAAGAAGUUAAUAAUCAAAUAAAAAACAUUUUUUCCAUCAAAUAUUGAUAUAAGUAGUGAUAAGUUUGUUUUUUUACUUUUUUAAAAACCUUUUUUAUCAAGUAAAAUAUAUUUAAAAAGAAGAA